Meloidogyne enterolobii is the source of this 192-nucleotide messenger RNA. NCBI's taxonomy places the organism in Eukaryota, Metazoa, Nematoda, Chromadorea, Rhabditida, Meloidogynidae. The record is from the annotation of a GenBank genome assembly.
AUGGAGAUAUAUAAAUUUUGUUUUUAUAUAACCAUUUUUUUGUUUGCAUUGUUUCGACCUGUUGAAUCACCUUCAAGUCCUCCACACAAUAGUGGUGAUGCGCAAAUUUCUGAACCUUCUUCCUCAACCACAAUUAAAACUUCUGAAGUUAUUGUUAAACCAAAAAAAUUUGAGCGAUUAAAUCAAAUGUAA